ACGUUAGAUGUAUUUUUGGCUUUAGCUUCUCCGACACUCAGCAGAGAGCUUGGUGUCGCGGUCAAGCUAACUAGCUAAUUAGCCAGCAAGUUGUGAUAAUUCCUGCUGACCGGCGACACACAGCUAGCUACUAGCUUACCCCAGUUUAGCUCGUUUCAGCUUUUCUUCUGGGACAAGACACACAUAAAUUAACAUUUGGCUCUGUGGACACAGAUAACCAGCUGUGAUCACUUGGACUUUUGUCUCUUCCGGUUGUAGCUGGUUACUGUGGUUGUACUGGGAGGACUGGUAAUGGGGUGCAGGGUUGUCUUCGGGGUUCAGCGGCCUCUUCCCGUCCGGCUUACGCUGCUGUCGCUGGUCCUGGUCACGCUGCUGGUGGCGGUUUGGACGGAGGGCCAAGACUACUACACUCUUCUGGGAGUCAACAGGGAGGCCACGACUAGAGAGAUCCGACAGGCCUUCAAGAAGCUGGCGCUCACCAUGCACCCCGACAAAAACCCUGGCGACCCCUCGGCCCACGAGAAGUUCCUGCAGGUGAAUCGAGCCUACGAGGUUCUGAAGGACGAAGACCUCAGGAAGAAAUAUGAUAAAUAUGGAGAGAAGGGAUUGGACGAGCAGCAGGGAGGACGCUACGAGAGCUGGAACUUCUACCGCUAUGACUUUGGAAUCUAUGACGAUGAUUUGGAGAUCAUCACGUUGGACAGCGGAGAUUUUGAAGCAGCAGUGAACUCUGGAGAAAUCUGGUUCAUUAACUUCUAUUUCCCACGAUGCUCGCACUGUCACCAACUGGCUCCAACGUGGAGGGAGUUUGCCAAGGAGAUGGACGGCGUGAUCCGGAUCGGAGCGGUGAACUGUGGAGACAACAACCAUCUCUGCAGGAGGAAAGGCAUCAACAGCUACCCCAGUCUGUUCAUAUACAGAGCAGGACAGAAACCAGAGAAGUUUAACUGGGAGCGCUCCAAAGACAACCUGGUCCGCUUCUCCAUGCAGUUCAUCACGACGACUGUGACUCAGCUGUGGCAGGGAAACGUGUUCAGCGAGAUAGAGAGUGCGUUCUCGUCGGGCCUCGGCUGGCUGAUCACCUUCUGCUCUGACACCGGAGAUUGCCUGGAGCCCAGAACAAGACAGAAGCUGGCAGGAAUGUUGGACAGUCUGGUUAAAGUGGGAUGGAUGGACUGCACCGCACAGGAGCAGCUCUGUGACAGUUUCCAGGUGACCAGUGGAGCCACGGCUUUGUUCCCACCUGGAAGUUCUCUGGAUAAAGAAGGCAGCGUCCUGUGGCUGAACACUCUGGACAGUAAAGAGAUUUACACUCAGGUCAUCAACCAUCUGCCUGAUCUGGAGCUGCUGACCACUGACAGCUUCCAGAGGAAGCUGUCACGUCAUCGCUGGUUGGUCAGUUUCACGUUUGGAGACAGAAGCUCCGCCUCCAACGAGUACAAGAAGCUACAGGCUUUUCUCAGGAACGACCACAUACAGGUCGGCAGAGUCGACUGUUCAGCCGACUCAGAGUUGUGUCAGUCUCUCUACAUCCAGAAACCCUGCGUGGCGGUCUUCAAGGGACUGGGGAUCCACGACUUUGAGAUCCACCACGGUAAAGAUGUGUUGUACAACAUCGUGGGUUUUGCGAGGGACAGUGUUCGCGCUCACGUGACGACUCUGAGGCCCGACAACUUCCCCGCAGACAGGAAGGAGCCCUGGCUCGUCGACUUCUUCGCUCCGUGGUGUCCUCCGUGCAGAGCGUUACUGCCUGAACUGAGAAAAGCUUCCAUUCAGUUGGCUGGACAGAUGAAGUUUGGCACUCUGGACUGUACCAUCCACCACAACCUCUGCUCCAUGUAUAACAUCCAGGCGUACCCCACCACGGUGAUCUUCAACGGCUCCUCUGUUCAUGAAUACGAAGGACAACAUUCAGCGGACGGCAUCCUGGAGUUCAUCCAGGAUCUGGUCAGUCCGUCUGUGCUGGUCCUGGAUCCGUCCAGCUUCGCCGAGAGAGUUAAAGGUCGAGCUGAAGGGCAGAUCUGGGCGGUGGAUUUCUACGCUCCGUGGUGUGGUCCCUGUCAGGCUCUGAUGCCUGAGUGGAGACGCAUGGCCAGGAUGCUGUUGGGUCAGAUCCUGGUCGGUUCAGUCGACUGUCAGAGGUUUCAGUCGUUCUGUCAGACUCAAGGUGUGAGGGCGUACCCCGAAGUCCGGCUGUAUCCUGGCAACGCCCGGCAGCCAGAUCGCUUCACGAGUUAUAAUGGUUGGCACAGAGACGCUCAUUCACUGAGAACAUGGGCACUGAGUUCUUUACCCAGGGUGUCGGUGGACCUGACUCCAGACUCCUUCAGGUCUCUGGUUCUGUCGGGUCAGGAUCACUGGGUUCUGGAUUUUUACGCCCCCUGGUGUGGACCCUGUCAACACUUCGCCCCAGAGUUUGAGGUCCUGGCUCGGAUUCUUAAAGGGGAGGUCCGGGCAGGGAAGGUGGACUGUCAGGCUCAUUAUCAGACCUGUCAAUCAGCCGGAAUCACCGCCUACCCAACCGUCAGAUUUUACCCAUACAGGGGAUCAAGGAGGCAUGAACACAGCGGGGAGCACAUCAACAGCCGGGAUGCUAACGUGAUUGCUGACACCAUCAGACAGCGACUACAACAGCUGUUGCCACGGUUACACAGCACACCAAAGGACGAGCUCUAAUGAAAACAAGACCAGCGAUCUCAUUGGUCAGGGAGGAACAGAAGUGGAUUUGAUUGGACCGGCUUGGUGAUUGGUCGUUAAACACACCUGGAUGAGACCACAGCUGUAACACAGACAGGCAGAAAGACACUGACUGUUACCUGCUGUGUUGAAUGUACUGAACACUUCUGCCUUGUUUUUAUUUUGUUUUUAUUUCGUCUCCAUCGUUCGUAUUUACUCUAUGAAGUAAAACUGUGGGACACUGUAUACUGGACAUGUUACUGACACACACACACAGACACACACACACACACAGAGCCAGAUGUUGACAUAGUGUUGUAUUUUAUUGUUCAUGUAGAAACUGUUGGACUUUCAGAAUAAAAUGGUGUUUCUGUUAAAAACAUUUCAACAGUCACAUCAGUUUUUCAACCUGA
Seriola aureovittata is the source of this 3089-nucleotide messenger RNA. It is a transcript of the gene dnajc10, whose product is annotated as DnaJ (Hsp40) homolog, subfamily C, member 10. The record is from RefSeq and is a predicted model, not a curated record. The transcript has 25 exons. NCBI's taxonomy places the organism in Eukaryota, Metazoa, Chordata, Actinopteri, Carangiformes, Carangidae. Bases 292 to 2676 code for a protein of 794 amino acids.